This is a messenger RNA of Myotis davidii, 1456 nucleotides long. RefSeq names its product multidrug resistance-associated protein 9-like. NCBI's taxonomy places the organism in Eukaryota, Metazoa, Chordata, Mammalia, Chiroptera, Vespertilionidae. Bases 266 to 658 code for a protein of 130 amino acids. The record is from RefSeq and is a predicted model, not a curated record. Gene Ontology annotation, molecular function: ATP binding; ATP hydrolysis activity; ATPase-coupled transmembrane transporter activity. Gene Ontology annotation, cellular component: membrane. Gene Ontology annotation, biological process: transmembrane transport. The transcript is spliced from 3 exons.
GGAAGCCCUGGAAGGAGUUAAUCCUGGCUGUGCUCCUCGGCCCAUCGGCCUCAUCUGCAUUCUCCAGGCGGCGACGGGUGAAUCACGCUGCGAUCCUAAAUGAUCAGUGUCCGCCCACUCCCCGUCUUCCCUGAAGCCGCGUGCAGUGCUGAGCGGCUGUUGUUUUUCGCUUUCUUUCCCGCAGUAAAAUGAAGCCGUGGAGGAUGCGGGAGGAGGGGCGAUCAGUACAGACGGCACAGGACGCGUCCACGCGUCUCCAGCGCAAAUGGCCUCCUCUGUCUUACAGAUAAUGCGGCUCCCGGACGGGCUGCAGGCCGAAGUCACGGAGAACGGCGAGAACUUCUCCGUCGGGGAGCGGCAGCUGCUCUGCAUGGCCCGGGCCCUGCUCCGCGACUCCAAAAUCAUUCUCCUAGAUGAGGCCACCGCCUCCAUGGACUCCAAGACCGACAGCCUUGUGCAGAACACCAUCAAAGACGCCUUCAGAGACUGCACGGUGCUGACCAUUGCCCACCGCCUCAACACGGUCCUCAACUGCGACCUCGUCCUGGUCAUGGAAAAAGGGAAGGUGGUCGAGUUCGACAAGCCCGAAGUCCUUGCUGAGAAGCCAGGUUCUGCGUUCGCAAUGCUCCUCGCAGCGGAGAACAAAGUCCGAGCAUAAAGGGCCCAGUGGGCUGAGAGGAGGAGGAGGACUUGGUUGGGCCUGCGGGAGGAGGGCCCUCAUCCCCACAGGCAGCCCUGGCCACGGCCCGCCCACCCCGACACAGGCCGAGCUGAGCAGAGGUCCACGCCUCCUGACCUCACUGGGCAGCCUGGGCUGGUUGGGUGGUGAACAGAGGUAGACGAAGCUAGAGGGUUAACAACUGCCCCUCACACCCUGAAUCCCCAAGGGCCCCUCACUGUCCUCACCAACACCACCUCCGUGCCUGAAAAAUAGCCACUUUCAGUUAAAAACUGGUCAAAGUAAACAGAACGGGCAAAUUCCUGGGAGGGAGUGUGUAACGGUUCCUGCCUUGCUGUCAGGAGGGGAAAGAGCCGCGUUUCCUCCCGUUUGACUUCUAUCCACGCAUACCUGAGUGUGAGAUGCGCAGUGACCACGCGGUCUGUAGCACGAAAGACGGAUUACAGUGUUUAGCAAAAAACCUUUAAAAAAAAUCAUAUUGCGUGUGCCAUUUGAUCCAUGACAAUAACCAGGAGAACAAGAUGCUAGAGUUCCUCUAUAAAUGACAUUUUUAUAUCUUCUCUGUCGGUCAUUAAAAUGCGGGAGGAAAUGAACCCACCCCGAAAUGCCACCUUGCAAUUAUUUCCCUGCCGGUUCCGGCGUCUGCAGCCCUGCCUCUCACAGGCCCUUGCUUUCUCCACGGGCUCCGCAGGAACCCACCGCUUUCCCACACCUCACGGUUGGCUGUGACGGAGGCAGCGCUGGCAUCUUCCCAGGAGCCCGGGAGUCGGAGCCGCU